Messenger RNA from Pogoniulus pusillus (Red-fronted tinkerbird), 2671 nucleotides. It is a transcript of the gene RERGL, whose product is annotated as RERG like. The record is from RefSeq and is a predicted model, not a curated record. Gene Ontology annotation, molecular function: GTPase activity; GTP binding. The transcript is spliced from 5 exons. NCBI's taxonomy places the organism in Eukaryota, Metazoa, Chordata, Aves, Piciformes, Lybiidae. Bases 269 to 883 code for a protein of 204 amino acids.
UAGGGGGGGGAAAGAGGAGGAGGGCGAGGAGCGGAGGGGACAGGGAGAAGCAAGGCAGGGACGAAAAGGAGGGCGCCUGUCAUAGAGCAUGGAAACUAGCGAUGCUCCCGCGAUUUGCUGUACCUAACCGCCUCGCUGCUGGGGCGGGGAGAGCCGGCGGCGGGAGCAGAGAGAGGGCGGGUGCGAGGCGGUGUUGCCGGAGGGGCUGCUCCUUGGCCCCGGCCGCUUAUAAGGAAAUGCAGGCUGCGAGGCGCGGCCUGGCUGCGGCAUGGCCGAGGUAAAGCUAGCCGUGCUAGGUGGCAGCGGAGCCGGCAAGUCGGCGCUGGCGGUGCGGUACCUGACCAGGCGGUUCAUCGGAGAGUACGCGUCCAACGCCGAAUGCAUCUACACUAAACACCUGUGCCUGGAUGGGAGGCAGAUACACUUGGAAAUUUAUGACCCUUGUUCACAGCCACAGCGGGGGACGCUCUCCCUCACAGACAAGCUCCACUGGGCUGAUGGAUUUAUUAUUGUUUACGACAUCAGUGACAGAGCAUCAUUUGCAUUUGCAAAAGCACUGCUGUACAGGAUCCGAGAGUCUCACCUAGGAGCUUGCAAAAAAGUGACUGAGUCCUCGGUGGUUUUGGUCGGCAAUAAACAGGAUUUAUGCCACAUGAGGGAAGUUGGCUGGGAUGAAGGACAGAAGCUGGCAAAAGAUAACAAGUGCCAGUUCUGUGAACUGUCUGCAGCAGAACACUGUCAAGAAGUUGUGGCAAUGUUCACAAAAGUCCUGAAGGAUAUCACAUCAAAUUUCAAAGUCAAGGAAAAGAGACGACUAAGUGGAUCAAAGUCAAUGGCCAAGUUAAUCAACAAUGUGUUUGGAAAGAGAAGGAAGUCUGUGUAAAAAGAAAGGUGGUUGUUCUUGAAGUAGGAACUGGCUGAAGUAGCAGAGCACAGGCAGCUCUUGGGAACCAGUGCAUUUCCUACUAAGGUCUGUGUCUCUACAAGACAGUAUCCAAAGGCAGGAUGUAGCAUGGUCAAGUGGACAAGGUCUAGAUCUAGAAGACUUGCUCUUCUCUUUCUAAUUCUACUACAGAUUGACUGUGUUAAGGCUGUGACACUUAAACUCUGAGCUGCUCCUCUCACCCUUCAUCUGGCAAGCUCUUCAGAGGAGAGUGUUAGUGUGUGUUUAUUCAACACUAGCAUGAUCUUGGAUAGAGCUGGGUGCAACUGAAGUAUAAACACUUACUUUCCAAUUAAUUCAGCCUAGCUGGUCAAAAUCUUACUUCAGAGUUCUGAGGAGCAGCUUUGUGCAAGAACAUUUGUACUAAAGAAAAGCAAAAUACUUCUGCUUCAUGUGAUAAUGCAUUUCACUGAAGAAGGGAGCCUCUCCCACCUAAAGAUGCCUAGCGCCUGCUGACAUUCACAGGAGUUAAAUGGUUAGCUACCAAAUCUACAACAGGAACUCACCUGCAAGGCUGCUUUGCAGAGGCAUUGGAAGCAGGGACGCAGACAAACCAAGAGGUUUUGCCUCCUUUUUCAGUGUAUUUUCUUUUUUUUUCCCCCUCUGAGUGCUGAAAGAAAGUAGAGAGGGUUGAGGAGAGUGGGAACUGAAAUGUUAGUGGGCAUUGGAGUGGUUUGACCAAGGUAAUUGUUUAGUGCAAUAACUUUAUGGAGCAUAACUUAAGGAUAACAUCUUGAGCCGAUCCCUUUCCUGGAGCAGUUUUCAUGGGCUGUAACAAAGUUUCCUUACCCGUAAGGUGGAUGUGCCUGUUCAGUUUUAGAUGGGAGCAGAAGCUUGAAAAGCACAUGGACUGGUACAAGCACAAGCUCUCUGAGAGGUCUGCCUGGAUUUAAAGGUCACCCUGCUGCUAAGUAAAGACCUGUGCUCCUAACUUGCAUAGUUGUUUUCCUGAGGACCAAUGUCUUCACAGCUCUGAUACUGAAAUGCCACUUGAGAGAGCACUAAGGAAUGUGUUAGCUACACUGUUCAAGUGUGGAUAUUAAACAUCAGAUGGGUGUAAAUGUAUUGUCAGUUGACAUUCAGAGCUCUUACUGUAGACAGCUAAAUAAGGGCUUAGCCAAUGUGUUUAUAAGUGCUGUGCUUACACAGAAAUUAGAAAGGGAAGAGAAGUGAUCUGAAGAUUAAUUACUGCCUCCUACCCGUUCCAGAGGACAGCUGGGAUUCACUCUUGACAGUUUCUGAGUUGAAGCCCACCUCUGCUCUGAAAUUGUACCUGCAUUGGAAAUACUAAGCUAUUCAGUGCCAGGGAAAUACUGAUUCCCAAACGUCCACCCCCUCUGAUGAAAGCUGUAUAGUCUCAGCAGUACUACUGUCACGUUUCAAUAAGCAUUGACCAAAGACACUCUCCUUUUCUUAAGGGAGGGGCACCAAUUAUUUCACUUGCUUUAUAAAUAUUGGAGCAAUGUUUACAGGCACAGCGUUGCUUUAUUUCUCUGCAGGUGCUGCUCUGCCAUAUCAAGAGUAGUGUAUUUAACCACACUGUCAAUACCUGUGAGGCUGAAGACUUCAGUGUGCACCCUUCAGCUUUCUGGUACACACAGAAUUCCAGAACUAUUAGUGCACUGUCAGUGUGUCAGGUAGUUGUCUCUCACCAGCUCUAGCACUGCCAAAUUCAAGAACUUGUAUUUAUUGACAUGGCAUUAAAUAAACUGGAUGUAAGAUGAUGUA